Messenger RNA from Acromyrmex echinatior (Panamanian leafcutter ant), 714 nucleotides. RefSeq lists its product as uncharacterized. The record is from RefSeq and is a predicted model, not a curated record. Lineage: Eukaryota; Metazoa; Arthropoda; Insecta; Hymenoptera; Formicidae.
AUGGCUAGUAAGAGAAAAAUUGUUGCGAAACUUCCAAUGGCGUCAUUAGCUGAACCAGUGCGAAAAAGUGCUUUAGAUGUGAUACAAUAUAAUCUUCGCGCUAUUGAUUACAGAAUGGAAAAUAUUAUACAGGAUUUAUGCAUAGAUUACUUGCCCAUUACAGGACUAUUUCUUGUUUAUCCAUCGUAUUACAUUCACAUAUUAGAGGCAUGGGAAGACAUCAUUUAUAAGCACUACGAGCUUAUGUACGUCAUGGACGACGAUAAAUGCAAAUUCGGAAAAGCAAUUCCUUUGCCUUCGUAUCAUCACGUUCAUCAAAGAUUCUUCUCAGGAUGGUGCCACGUCUACAUGAAACCGCUGACUUUAAUAGGGACGUUAGAAGCUCAAACAUUGGAUGACAUUCUAAAGCAAGUCUCAAACUGUCUAAUAAAGGUGUACGCGUUAUGCGAGUAUAUUGCAAACACGGUUCGUGCGCACAAAAAGGUUCGCAAUUUUUUUCAUUCGAUUUUACAGUCGAUCGACGUUCAAGACGUGCUACGGAACUUGGGAGACAAAGCGGCCCGGUAUCUCCCUGAGAGUACAGUUCUCGAGUUUCUCUUGAAUGUGAAUUCGCCCGUGCUCAAAACCGUCGAGGAGUAUUUGCAAAUGUAUUCCGAUGCAUCGCCGAGUGCAUUCUGGGACGGUAAGAAUUACAUGUACUGACGUACAUCGAGU